GGUCAGGUCUGUGUGUAGUGACGUACUCACAUGGCAGUGUCUUGUACAGGGUGACUGUGGUGAUCAUGGCAGAAGAGAAGCAGACUGAUGAAGAUUAUGGCUACAAUCUGUUCCCACAGAGGGACAGGAGAAAUCCCAGGAAGGAGUCCAUAAUGUCCACGCUCUGCUUGUUAAAGUAUACCUGUAAGAACAGACUGAAGGUGGCUAUGCAGCAAAAUCCACAAGUUAAAAUACUUUUAGAUGCCAUGAAACAAGCUGGUUGUACAGCCUCCAUAGAUAGACACUUUGCCUGUGAAGACUGUGAUAACAACGUAGCAGGGGGCUUUGAUUCCGCUACCUCUGAGGUUGUAUUAUGUCAAAAUACCAUUGGCAGUCAAUCGCAAAUGAACAAAGUGGUUACACAUGAGCUGAUUCAUGCUUAUGAUCACUGUCGUGCCCAUGCGGAUUUCUUAAAUAAUAUUCAACACUUGGCUUGUUCUGAGAUUAGAGCUGCCAGUCUCAGUGGAGAUUGUUCCCUUACUAAUGAAAUGUUGAGGUUAAAGUUUGGGGUAAAGGAGCAUCACCAGGCAUGUGUUCGGGAACACGCUGUUCAGUCCAUUCUAGCUGGGAGAAAAAUCAGCCGAGAGACUGCAGAAAAAGCUGUGGAAGAAGUGUUUGAUACGUGUUUCAACGAUCGGGCACCAUUUGGUCGAAUUCCUUAUAAUAAAGCUAGUGCAAAUUUGUCAUACAGAGAGUAUAUGAACCGAGGACGUUAUUAUGCCAAUAUCUGACCAAAAUCGAGACUAGCUGAAUGUUUUAGUAUUGUUUAUACAAAUUAUUUCUAUUUGAGAUGUAAUACAUUUUUUUCCUCUAAAA
Molecule: messenger RNA, 855 nt
Organism: Rana temporaria (common frog)
Lineage: Eukaryota; Metazoa; Chordata; Amphibia; Anura; Ranidae
Product: mitochondrial inner membrane protease ATP23 homolog
Exons: 6
Coding region: 66-770 (234 amino acids)
Biological process (GO): mitochondrial proton-transporting ATP synthase complex assembly; mitochondrial protein processing
Cellular component (GO): extrinsic component of mitochondrial inner membrane
Molecular function (GO): metalloendopeptidase activity
Source: RefSeq, a predicted model, not a curated record